UCAUAUCUACAAUUCAGCGACAGUCAGCAAGAAUGGUCGCUGAUUCGAUGGCAACUAAGUCAGUACACCUACUACAGUUAUCAGAUCGACUAGGGAACGCAUUCAUUAGUAAUAGCAUUUUUCGAAUAAGACCAACCAGCGCGCGAAGAAUUCCUAAUUUAAUUAUAUCAAUUUCACAUAGUGAUUAUAAUGUGACAAAAUGAAGCACAAAGGGUUUUCGUUUAUCUUGUGCUUGGGAUUGAUCGCUGCAUGCUGCUGUUUGUGCUCUGCCGAAGAUGAUUUUCAUGAAUUUGUGAAUCGCGAAGAAGAGGCUCUGGUACACUGUGUGCAUGAUUCAGCCCCACGAUUUGGUAAAAGAAUAUGUGACUGUGGAUAUCGCAAUGAAGACUUUGUAACACCACAAUUCGAUGGAAGCACAACGGAAAUCGAAAUAGCGAAUUGUAAAUCGCUUCGAGUUCGAAGGGAAACAUUCUCACAGCUGUUCCAGUUGACUAAACUGACCAUCAUCAACGUAGAAGACCUAGUACUGGAAUCGAGUUCCUUAGAUUUUACCCGUGAUGCACCUUCAGCCCGAUUGAAAAUCGAGCUUAUUAAUAACGCAAUCGAAGAAGUACCAUCCCAUUUGGUAAAAGGACCCAUAGCGGAGAUAUCUUUCAUUCGCUGUCGAAUUGGUGUUUUCAAACCGUUCAGUAUAGCAAGUGUUCACGAGCAGUUGUACAGUCUGAAGAUUGUAGAAAGUCUCAUCAACAGGAUUGAACGCCAUGCGUUCAAACGAUUCGAAGUUAGCCAGCUCACGCUGAAUGGAAGCAAAUUCAUAUCAUCGAUACCCUCUCAAAGCUUCUACGAGGUAGAAGUUUUAGAAAGCUUCCUCAUCACAAACUGCUCAUUCAAUGCAAUUCUUCCUAGUGCAUUUGCUUUCAAAAAUGUCACCAAACUGAACAUUAGAAAUAACGAAUUUAAUGAUGCUGCUGGAGAGUCCUUUGUUCUGCAGAUCAAGAAAAGUGUUUCGAUUGUCGGAAACUAUUUCGCAAAAAUUGAGGAUACGGUUCUGAGAGGCAUAAAUCUGGAUAGUUCCUACUACAGUCGAAACUCCGAACGACCAACGUUGCAAUUUCACAACAAUAGAAUAGGACGAAUAAACGGCGAGAAGCUGCUGAUAUUUUCGGACGAUUUUGAUGUGAACUUCAGAGCCAUCUACGUCGAACAAAGCAUCGACUGUAGCCAAAUGAUUACACUAAAAGAGUCCAGUAUCCUGGCGAACCAUCCGGAUGAAAUAUAUUUCGGUUCGUCUCACGAUGGAAACGAUUUCAAAUCCUUCCAAGAUAUCAAACGGUUCCGAUGCGCCGAGGACAGGUUUUGGUUCUUUCUCAUCAUUGGCGCUGUUGCAGGCUCAAUAGUAUUAGUUAUCAUCGCGUUACUAGUAUCGUGGUACUGUGUGGCACAGAAGAGAAAGAAACAACGCAAACUGCAAGUAGUUAUGCCAGAACCUCGAACUUACCGGGAAACUCAAAUAGUAAUGCAAAUAGAGAAUCACGGUCUGUUGAAAACAGAUCUCUGAAUAAAAUAAUCGUCAAAAAUAGGCUGCUGAUAUUGUAAGAUACACGUGUAAAUAGAAAAUUACAGUUAUGACAAAUAAA
Aedes aegypti (yellow fever mosquito) is the source of this 1637-nucleotide messenger RNA. RefSeq lists its product as uncharacterized. The record is from RefSeq and is a predicted model, not a curated record. Bases 200 to 1558 code for a protein of 452 amino acids. NCBI's taxonomy places the organism in Eukaryota, Metazoa, Arthropoda, Insecta, Diptera, Culicidae. The transcript is spliced from 5 exons.